Osmia bicornis bicornis is the source of this 1890-nucleotide messenger RNA. It is a transcript of the gene Tbce, whose product is annotated as tubulin-specific chaperone E. The record is from RefSeq and is a predicted model, not a curated record. The transcript has 8 exons. Gene Ontology annotation, molecular function: protein binding. Bases 215 to 1798 code for a protein of 527 amino acids. NCBI's taxonomy places the organism in Eukaryota, Metazoa, Arthropoda, Insecta, Hymenoptera, Megachilidae.
AUACUCCAGAGUUCUUAGGAAUCGAAAUAAUACACAAUAAAGAAAUGUCAUAUUACCGUAUAUGACUUUUAAUUUUGAUUGAAUCAUGUCUGUAUAGGCAUUCAUAUUCGCCAUAAGUAUUACCCGCAAUAGCACUUCGUGUCAAAUUCUUUCAUUUAUUAUAUCAAUAUUUUACUUGUCUUAUGAUUUUCAAUGAUUAUUUAUUACAUUGAGUAUGGUAGAAGAUAAAAAAUAUGAAGUUGGUAGCCGAAUUGAGUGUGAUGGACAUCAAGGUACAGUAAAAUACUGUGGCCCUGUUGGUGAUACUAAAGGUUUGUGGCUUGGUAUAGAUUGGGAUGAUCCAACUCGUGGCAAACAUAAUGGCACAUAUGAAGGAAUAAAAUAUUUUAAAGCUAGGCAUUCUACAUCUGGUUCAUUUAUACGUCCAGGUAAAGCAAAAUUUGGAAUUUCUUGUCCAGAAGCUAUUAAAAUGCGCUAUGGUCUUAUCAAUGAUGAACUAGCAGGAAUUGAUAGAGAUAUAUUAACAAGCUUACAAAAAGAAAUCAAUGCUCCAUUUUUGGAAGUUGUUGGUUUCUCCAAAGUAAAUAGAAAGCAAAGCAAGUUUGAUCAAUUAAAAAUAGUGGGCUUGAGAGAGCAAUAUAUUAGUAAUACUGGUAAGCCUGGUGAAUUAAAAGAGUUAUGUCCAAACAUAGAAGAAUUAGAUAUAUCUAGAAAUUUAAUAAAUAGCUGGCAAACUAUAGCUGAUAUUUGCUCUCAACUUGAUUCUCUUGUUCGUCUCAAUGUUAGUGAAAAUUAUUUACUGAUUGAAAAAAAUAUGAAAGUAUUAAGUAAUUCAUUUUCUAUGGUUAAAUCUUUAACCAUGGCAAGAAUGAAUUAUGAUUGGUUUGACAUUCAACAAUGCAUGUGUAUGUUUCCAUCUCUUCAAGAACUUUCACUUUCUUUUAAUAUUGUCAGCAUUAUACAGAAGCCAUUAGAGAUCGAUAAUUUAAUGAAAAUAUGUAAAUUAACACUUGAAGGAAAUUUGAUAUCCAGUUGGGAUGAAGUUCUUAAAUUAGGUUCACUUCCGUGCUUAGAAUACCUCAAUUUAAAUUCGAAUAAAAUAGAUAAAAUAAGAUUUCCAUCUGUUGAACCAACUGCAAAAACUUCAGCCUUUUUUAAUUUGCGACAAUUGCAUGUAUCGCAUAACAACAUAUCAGAGUGGAAAUCUAUAUCAGAAUUAGAAAAACUUAAUAAUUUAGAAGAUUUAAAAUUUAGAGAAAAUCCAAUUUUGAAAAAUGAAAAUAUGGAAACUGUGCGUCAGUUAAUAAUAGCAAAAAUUUCAAAUUUACGAUUUUUAAAUGGUACUGAAAUUUUGGACCAUGAAAGACGAGGUGCGGAAUACGAUUACUUGAAACUAUAUUUAUUAAGAUGGACUGAAACUGAAAAUAAUCUUGACAAGAGAAAUCAAUUCAUAAGUGAACACCCUCGAUAUCCGGCACUGGUCAAAAAAUAUGGAAUUGCUGAUAUCCCGUCAUCUAAAUCAAAAGUGGAAAUGAUAUCUAAUGUCAUAACAGUAGAAUUUGUAUGUCCUGAUCAUCCAGAGCAGCCUAAAGGAAUUAAAAGGAAACUUUUAAAAGACAUGGAAGUUCAAAAAGUAAUUGGACUUGCACAACGGCUUUUCAGAACUGGAGGAAAAAUUCCAACACUCUCAUUCAUACAGAAAAAUCUUUCUAAAGACGAAAUUCCUUUGGAUAAACCGCUUCAAGAACUUAGUUAUUAUUCCAUACAAGACGGAGAUCAAGUUAUUGCGAGGUGGUGAUAUUAAAUGAAUUGUUUAUAGAUAUAAUUGUAUUUUGUACACUGUUAAAAUCUCAUCACCAUACUUUGUUAUUAAACUUUUUUAAUUGCAAA